Molecule: messenger RNA, 738 nt
Organism: Penicillium verhagenii
Lineage: Eukaryota; Fungi; Ascomycota; Eurotiomycetes; Eurotiales; Aspergillaceae
Product: uracil phosphoribosyltransferase
Exons: 4
Coding region: 1-738 (245 amino acids)
Source: RefSeq, a predicted model, not a curated record
AUGGCUAGCAAGGACCCUGUUCCAUCGCCCGCCCAAGGCGUUGGCCCUAUCUAUCGACCAGAGGGUGAGAAGCCCACGGCAACGGUCUCCAAAGAAGUCUCCUAUGAGAAUGUUCACGUGCUGUCCCAAACACCCCAAUUAAUCGCUCUACUGACGAUGAUUCGCGACAAACGGACCGCUCGGGCAGAUUUUAUUUUCUACUCAAACCGCAUCAUCCGGUUGCUGGUGGAAGAAGGGCUGAACCAUCUACCCGUGGUGGAACAAUCGGUCACUACCCCGGUUGGACGGGCCUACUUGGGAGUUAAGUUCGAGGGGAAGAUCUGUGGUGUUUCAAUCAUGAGAGCUGGAGAAGCCAUGGAACAAGGGCUGCGGGAUUGCUGUCGGUCCGUUCGCAUUGGCAAGAUCCUAAUCCAAAGAGAUGAAGAAACCUGCAUGCCGAAGCUCUUCUAUGAAAAGCUACCGGCCGAUAUUGCGGAUCGAUGGGUUUUACUCCUGGAUCCCAUGUUUGCAACCGGAGGAUCCGCAACAUUGGCAGUAGAGGUCCUGAAGCAGAAGGGCGUCCCUGAGCACCGUAUCUUGUUUCUCAAUCUGAUCGCAAGCCCUUCCGGUGUUGCGGAGUUCGCUGAGAGAUUUCCCAAACUUCGGGUUGUCACAGCCUUUAUCGAUCAAGGAUUGGAUGACAAAAAGUACAUCAUUCCUGGAUUGGGAGAUUUCGGUGACCGAUACUACACACUGUAG